Gekko japonicus is the source of this 588-nucleotide messenger RNA. Its product is annotated as melanin-concentrating hormone receptor 1-like. The annotation marks the transcript as partial. Gene Ontology annotation, cellular component: membrane; neuron projection. The record is from RefSeq and is a predicted model, not a curated record. Gene Ontology annotation, molecular function: melanin-concentrating hormone receptor activity; neuropeptide binding. NCBI's taxonomy places the organism in Eukaryota, Metazoa, Chordata, Lepidosauria, Squamata, Gekkonidae. The transcript has a single exon. Gene Ontology annotation, biological process: neuropeptide signaling pathway.
UAUUCCACCUUCAUCAUGCCGACCCUCUUCGGCAUCAUCUGCCUGCUGGGCAUCGUUGGCAACGGCCUGGUGAUCUGCACCGUCUUUAAGAAAUCCAGCCCCAGCAGCAGCGUCCCGGACAUCUUCAUCAUCAACCUUUCGAUGGUGGACUUGCUCUUCCUCCUCGGCAUGCCCUUCCUGAUUCACCAGCUGCUGGGCAACGGAGCCUGGCACUUUGGCGAGACCAUGUGCACCCUCAUCACCGCCCUGGAUGCCAACAGCCAGUUCACCAGCACCUACAUCCUGACGGCCAUGUCCAUUGACCGCUACCUGGCCACCGUCUACCCGUUUACCUCCGCCCGCUUCCGGAAGCCCACGACCGCCGCCCUGACCAUCUGCGUGCUCUGGGCUCUCUCCUUCCUCAGCAUCACCCCCGUGUGGAUGUACACGCAGCUCAUUCCCUUGCCCGGCGGGCUUCUGGGUUGCGGGAUUCAGCUACCGGACCCCCAGCGAGACAUCUACUGGUACACCCUCUACCAGUUCUUCCUGGCUUUCGCCCUCCCUUUCGCCAUCAUCACCGCGGCCUACCGACGGAUCCUGCUCCGGAUG